Pristis pectinata (smalltooth sawfish) is the source of this 3211-nucleotide messenger RNA. Its product is annotated as sodium- and chloride-dependent GABA transporter 1-like. Gene Ontology annotation, molecular function: gamma-aminobutyric acid:sodium:chloride symporter activity. NCBI's taxonomy places the organism in Eukaryota, Metazoa, Chordata, Chondrichthyes, Rhinopristiformes, Pristidae. The transcript has 14 exons. Gene Ontology annotation, cellular component: plasma membrane. The coding region runs from base 270 to 2066 and encodes 598 amino acids. Gene Ontology annotation, biological process: sodium ion transmembrane transport; neurotransmitter transport. The record is from RefSeq and is a predicted model, not a curated record.
GCUAGUGUUUGCUGGAGUCUGUUAGGGCUGUGAUACACCCAUCCUCAAGUGGGGCUGAGACAUUAAAAAUAUACCUGGGCCUACUUGAGAAGAUAUAAAUUCAUGUCCCUCCCAACCAAAGUAGGCAAAGGAGGGAUUGCAUUUAUACUAACAAACUCUUCCUUUUCUUUUCAGACUUUUAGUAAGAAGCGAAACCUUAAGGGAAAAGCACUUGAUUCCCGCCACAAACUGUCAGAUAUUAGUGCAGGGAGUUGAUAAAUCUGAAACCCAUGACUCGGGAGAUGGAACAAGGUUCAGUGGAGAUCAGCUUUCUCCCAGGCUCAAGGCCAGCACGGCCAGAGGAAACAGCAGAAACUCUAGACGGCCAGGCUGCUAAAACUGAACCCCUACAGGACAGGGGGAACUGGAAGGGAAAAUUUGACUUCCUUCUUUCCUGUGUGGGGUAUGCUAUUGGACUUGGGAAUGUCUGGAGAUUCCCUUACCUCUGUGGAAGAAAUGGUGGAGGUGCCUUCCUGAUCCCAUAUUUUAUGACACUGAUAUUUGCUGGGAUCCCUUUGUUCCUCCUGGAAACAGCUCUUGGUCAGUACACAGCCAUUGGAGGCCUCGGUGUGUGGAAGCUGGUUCCCAUGUUUAAAGGGGUUGGGGUGGCUGCUGUCAUCUUGUCAUUUUGGCUCAACAUUUACUACAUCGUGAUCAUAGCAUGGGCUCUCUACUACCUCUUCAGCUCUUUCACAACGGUACUUCCUUGGCAAAGCUGUGACAAUGAUUGGAACACAAAAGCAUGCUUCUCUAACUACUCUCUGGUAGAUACCACCAACCUGACCAGUGCAGUGACAGAAUUUUGGGAGCGAAAUAUGCACCAAAUUACCAAUGGUCUAGAUGAACCAGGGAAUUUGCGAUGGCCUCUGGCUGGCACGCUGGCCCUCUCUUGGAUCCUUGUUUAUUUCUCAAUCUGGAAAGGCGUGGAAUGGACGGGAAAGGUUGUGUACUUUUCUGCCACUUACCCCUAUGUCAUGUUGAUCAUUUUAUUCUUCCGUGGAGUGACUCUCCCAGGAGCAAAGGAAGGGAUUUUGUUCUACCUAACUCCCAAUUUCAACAAACUCUCAAGCUCGGAAGUCUGGCUUGAUGCAGCCACACAGAUUUUCUUCUCCUAUGGACUUGGUCUGGGAUCACUUAUUGCUUUGGGCAGCUAUAAUAGCUUCCACAACAAUGUUUACAGAGAUUGCCUUAUUGUGUGCAGCAUAAACUCCUGUACGAGCAUAUUUGCUGGAUUAGUCAUUUUCUCUGUCAUUGGAUUCAUGUCCCACAUCACAAAGAAACCAAUAAGUGAGCUUGCUUCAUCAGGUCCCGGGCUGGCAUUUCUGGCUUAUCCACAGGCUGUGACACAGCUGAAUCCAGCUUCACUAUGGGCCAUUCUCUUUUUCUCCAUGUUACUGAUGCUUGGUCUUGACUCACAGUUCUGCACAGUGGAAGGCUUUGUUACUGCCCUAAUGGACGAAUACCCUCAAAGCCUGCGAUCUCAUAAAAAGCUGUUCAUUGCAUUGGUGUGCCUCAUUUCAUACCUCAUUGGAUUAAGUAAUGUUACUCAGGGUGGCCUCUAUGUGUUCAAGCUGUUUGACUAUUAUUCCGCUAGUGGGAUGACCCUGCUCUUUCUGGUUUUCUUUGAGACUAUCUCAAUAUCUUGGUUUUAUGGAGUUAACAAGUUUUAUAAAAACAUUGAGGAAAUGAUUGGGUACAAGCCUUGCAUUUGGUGGAAGCUUUGUUGGGUAUACUUUACACCCAUUAUAGUUCUGGGAGUAUUUCUCUUCAGUGUUGUUGAAAUGUCACCAUUGACCCUUGGGGAUUACAUUUACCCCAAAUGGGGGCAGGGGAUUGGCUGGUUCAUGGCAGUCUCCUCCAUGGUCUUUAUCCCAGGAUACAUGGUCUAUAUGUUUUUCACCACCAAAGGAACACUCAUACAGCGUUUACUAGUAAUGAUACAACCCAGGCAAGAGGUCAUAAUUCACAACAAUGGGCUGCAAGCCACCCAGUCCCUCAGCAGAAGCUUUGAUGAUGACACUGUUUAAGGGUUUAUCUGUGUAAGAAAACAGCUUUAUUCCAUCCACCACCAACCCCUCCCCACUUUUGCUAUUUCACAGUAAUCCACACAUUGAAUUAGAUUGCAUAGUUAAAUUGGGGUUUGUCCUACUGAACUGGUUUCAGUUACAAAAAUAUGGUUUUGAUGAAUUCUACCUGGUAAGCAUUAAACAUCAAUUUUCACACUGUGCCAUAGUAUUGUGAAUAAAACUAAUUCCCUCUUUCCUGUUACAUUGUCAAUCUACCCGAUAGAGGUGCUCUACACUGUGAGGAUAUUUGUUCUCACUUUUUACAGAUAUGAUUGUUACCACCAAAGGACUUGGAGAUAAUCCAAACAUCCCCGUGGAUAACCAUCUGCUGUGAGCCUUGUGAACAUUCUCUAAUAUUAGCAGGGCUUAAGAACAGUUAGAUUGUCUUUUGCUCUUCUGAGGAUGUAUAAAUGGGCUUCUCCUCAUUCGCUCUUUUGUUUCAUUCUUGGCACUCAAUUAUGACUUUUCCCUAUGAUACAAAAGAGAUCAGACAUUCAGGAAAAUAUUAUGUUCCAGCUGAAUGCCUUGAGCAUAGACAAACACAUAUUUAGAUGUUUGCUCUCAAAAGAAGAAAAUGAGUAAGUUAAUGAAGUAGAUGUUGACAUAUAUUUAUGUUGCCGUAAACAAGAGAAUACAUGUUUCCUGUUAUGGUGUUUACAGGAAUCUGUGACAGAGGCAGCAAGGCUGAUUAGCUGCUGACAAAAUAAAAGUUUAGAAAUACAAACACUGGAAAUCUGAAAUCAAAUAGGGAAACGUUAGAAAUGCACAGUAAAUCAGUUAGCACCUGAGAGUGCCAUAUUGAUUGAUGUGCUGCCUGGCAACUGGUGGAUCAGGUGAUAUUUAGCAACCUAACUGACCUAUCCAAAGAAGUGAAGACUUCUGAAACUCUAGCUAGUCUUGUUUCUACAAGCAAUGCCACCAAGAACAGAUUCAUAGAGAAUUUUAUUGAUACAUGGAGCUUUUAACCAAAACUAAAAUAAAUAUAUUUUUGUUUAAAAAUAAUUCAUCAGAAAUGUCUGAAUGGUUGUGAACUGAGUUUAGAUACACAGAGGAUAUAAAAGGCACCAUAUAAAAGGAAAUUCUAAUUAGUAGCCAUUCCAUGCAGC